This is a messenger RNA of Octodon degus (degu), 405 nucleotides long. Its product is annotated as survival of motor neuron-related-splicing factor 30. Gene Ontology annotation, cellular component: nucleus; cytoplasm; precatalytic spliceosome. Lineage: Eukaryota; Metazoa; Chordata; Mammalia; Rodentia; Octodontidae. Gene Ontology annotation, molecular function: RNA binding. Gene Ontology annotation, biological process: mRNA processing; regulation of alternative mRNA splicing, via spliceosome. The annotation marks the transcript as partial. The transcript has 3 exons. The record is from RefSeq and is a predicted model, not a curated record.
GCAAGUUCAGACAGUUUUGCUUCUAGUCAGCCCACUCAUUCAUGGAAAGUAGGAGACAAGUGUAUGGCAGUCUGGAGUGAAGAUGGACAGUGUUACGAAGCAGAGAUUGAGGAGAUAGACGAAGAAAAUGGCACCGCCGCAAUCACGUUUGCUGGUUAUGGCAAUGCUGAAGUGACUCCACUGUUGAACCUCAAGCCUGUAGAAGAGGGAAGGAAGGCGAAGGAGGACAGUGGCAGCAAACCCAUGUCGAAAAAAGAAAUGAUUGCCCAGCAGCGUGAAUAUAAAAAGAAGAAAGCUUUGAAAAAAGCACAAAGGAUAAAGGAACUUGAGCAGGAACGAGAAGACCAGAAGGUGAAGUGGCAGCAGUUCAACAACAGAGCCUAUUCUAAGAAUAAGAAAGGCCAG